Phlebotomus papatasi is the source of this 1680-nucleotide messenger RNA. RefSeq names its product protein takeout (gene Jhbp2). NCBI's taxonomy places the organism in Eukaryota, Metazoa, Arthropoda, Insecta, Diptera, Psychodidae. The record is from RefSeq and is a predicted model, not a curated record. The coding region runs from base 188 to 928 and encodes 246 amino acids. The transcript is spliced from 7 exons.
CGCGAUGGUUCAUUCAUAACAACGCAUCGCUAAGAAGAAAGUACCACAAGAGAGUGCGCGAAGAGUGUUAACAAUUUAUUUGUGUUUGGGGAAAUUUUUUGCAUAGUGUCACGUACUGGUUAAUUUAGCUGGAAUUUGUGCUAAAGGAGAGAUUUAACGUGAGAUAAAAAAAACAAGGAUCAGAAUCAUGAAACUUUCUCUAUCAGCUGCACUUCUACUAGCCCAGUGCAUCCUGUGCCUGUCUGAGCAACCAUAUUACCUUCAGCAGUGUAGUCGAGAUGAUCCGGAAAUCAAUUCCUGCCUGAUAGAAUCAGCUAAUAAAUUUGCAAGACACCUGAGAGACGGUGUUCCCGAGUUAGAAUUGGAGGAGGUAGAGCCCGUUAUCGUGGAUGAAAUCAGUAUUGUUCUCGGAAAUGGUCCAGAGGGCUAUCGGGCCAUUUUCCGAGACAUCGAGGCUUUUGGUGUGAGCAAUUUAACAGUGACCAAUAUUCGCUCCGACGUCGACACCUUGCAGUUUCAACUGACUCUGGAGAUACCCAAGAUUAAGGUCCGUGCCCAAUACAGAUCAUCUGGUGUUCUUAUUCUUGUACAAGCCUCUGGAGCUGGCGACUAUUGGGGUCAAUAUGAGGGCGUCAAAGCGAAAGUCUAUUUCAAAGCUGUACCACAGGAGACUAUUGAUGACCUAACUUAUCUGGUGGUGGAACAAGUGAAAAUGGAUUUCAGUGUAAAAGAAAUUAAUAUGGGUGUUGAAAAUAUCGCAAAUGGAAACAGUAUUAUACAGGCAGCUCUCAAUCUCUUCAUCAACUCCAACAGUCAGGAACUUCUGAAGGAAAUGAAACCAGCACUGAGAGCAAAACUCACCACUGUUCUUCAUAAUUUCAUGGAUAAGCUAUUUGAACGAAUUCCCCUAGAAUAUUGGAUAGUGUGAGAUUGAUCAUUUUCAUUAAUUUUCAUCCCAAUUAUUUUUUAUUUCAUUUAAAAAUCCACUAUAUAAGUUAUUGUGUAUAAGAUAAAAGUUUUCAUCUUAUUCGAGAGCUUCCCAGUCAUACUCCACAAUCACAUCUCGAAUAAACAAUUCUCUAGAUACACUAGAGGUUGCAAUUUAAUAUCCAUUAUAAUCAAUUGUUGAUUAAAAUCUCCGGGUAAAAUAAUACAAAAUUAUGAGAAAUUAUUCACUGUGUUGAAGAAGAAUAAUCAAAAAUUUUCACUUAAUCUUGGCAGUUUAAAGAAAAUACAGUUUUUAACAAAAAUUGUUCAUAUUUGCAUGCAAAUUUAUGUAAAAAAAUGAAUUGUAAUUUUUUCCUGAAAAAAUAUCACUUUAUAAUUAUAAUUUCAAUCGCUGUUGUAGAGAUUAUUUUGCAUCGCUCUUGAUCAAAGACAUUCAAGAAAAUCUUAGAAGAUUGUUUGUGAGUUCAGUGGGAGAAACUGCAAUUUUUCCUAACAAGCUCAAUAAUUAGAUUAACUUUAAUGAAAAAAUGUGCAAAAAACGUACUGUCAAUAAAUGGUUAGUCGUAACCGGUUAGCAUCUCAAAAAAAAAAUCCCCAAUUUAACAAUUUUUCUUCAAAAUUGUGCCAAAAUCCGGAUGUUAUCAUCACUGCAAAUACAUUUUAAUUAUUUUUUAUUUAAACAAAAUACCGCAAAGUGAUAUAGAACUUUAAUAAAAUAUCAGUUUUGUCAAA